CGAACUUGGCUGAAACUUCUAUGAACGUCUGACAAGUAUCAAGAUCAUCGGUUCGUAAUCGCAGCAGUUGUUUACAACUUAUUAGUGAUAUGAAAUAGGUCAUAUUUUCUGGCGUUAUGGGGCAGGCGAUGUGUGACGUCAGAAUCGCGUUGCUGCUAUCUCUUCUACAUGGAUACCUCUUUCUCAUCGCUGGCUCAGGAACACACUCUCCCUUGGAGGAUACGACAAUGGAUAUCUCAUCACAGCAGUUUAGAGCUGAGUUCCUUCAGGAGUGGCACGGGUCUCCAGAUGCCCCGUACUUCGACACUGCCAUGUUUGGAAAUGUCACCGCGUUGGUCGGCCAUCCAGUAAAACUGAUAUGCCGAGUCAAAAAUCUUCAUAAUAGAACUGUAUCAUGGGUGCGUGACCGGGACAUCCACUUGCUAACAGUCGGUCGUUACACGUACACCUCUGACCAGCGUUUCGAGGCGGAACACAGACCACGUUCUGAGGAGUGGGCGCUCAACAUCCGCAGCCCACAGCGCCGCGACUCGGGGAAGUACGAGUGUCAGAUCUCCACGACUCCGCCGAUUGGCCAUGCCGUCUAUUUAGAAAUUGUAGAACCAGAAACCAUCAUAUCGAGUGGACCAGAGCUGUUCAUCCAGGCCGGGUCCACCAUCAACCUCACGUGCAACGUCCUCCACACUCCAGAACCACCCACCUCAAUUACUUGGAAGCAUGGCAAUCAGGCCAUAAACUUUGACUCGGCUCGGGGUGGCAUAUCGCUGGUGACUGAAAAGGGCACGAAGAGUACAAGUCGACUUCUAGUGCAAAGGGCGCGCGGUGCCGACGCCGGCCCGUACACUUGCGAGCCUAACAACGCGCCCAGGGCAAUCACUAGAGUGCACGUUUUGUCAGGUGAACACCCAGCCGCCAUGCAGCAGGGCUGUGCAAAAUCAACAUCAGACCAAACCGCCUCACUGUUAUGUUGUUUAUUAACUCUUUACGUGUCUAGAAUAACGAACAAUUUACAAUUCGGUACCUGAACAAACCUAGUUGUUUAAAGAACUAUGUCAAUAUGCAUGUUGUAAAUAAACACACAGGAUUAAUUGAUGUUGAAGUUUGACGUUGAAUUUUAGUCGGUUAAAAUUGAAUUUAUAUUCAGCAGAUUAUGUUUUUUGUAAAUAAAAAACUGAUUUUAGAAGAGAAAACAGUUCCUGUUGACUGUGCAUUUAAAACUAUUUUCAUCUUGAGAGUUAUGUCGCAAAAAAGGACGGAUUGUAUUAAGAAACCGCACCAAAAAUAGGUAAAUAUCGUGUAAACAUUACCCUUAUGAGGCUCUCAACGAUGUCAUAUUUUAUUAUGAAAACGUAAUAUAGAAAAACAUCCAACAUACAGGUUAUUCCGAGAAUGCUUUGAAACAGACCUUAUUUAUUUCUCUGCAAAGAGAAGACGAAAGAUUGAAAGCAAUCUCGGAAUACAUUCACGGUUUCUUUAAUGAAAAUGACGUUGUGGAAGGAAUAAUUUUCCUCGCUCUCGUUUUGUUCAUUAAUACAAGUUUUAUUUUAAAAUAACGGAAU
Amyelois transitella is the source of this 1559-nucleotide messenger RNA. Its product is annotated as zwei Ig domain protein zig-8-like. NCBI's taxonomy places the organism in Eukaryota, Metazoa, Arthropoda, Insecta, Lepidoptera, Pyralidae. The transcript is spliced from 7 exons. Gene Ontology annotation, biological process: synapse organization. Gene Ontology annotation, cellular component: neuron projection membrane. The record is from RefSeq and is a predicted model, not a curated record. Bases 117 to 1025 code for a protein of 302 amino acids.